CUAAAAACACUGCCUCUACUGCGUGAAACGAAUCACCGAACCACCGAACGAAUCACAAAAGUAAUGAGUUUGUAAAGUAUGUAGCGUAAAGUAUGCCUUGAUGGAAUGGAAUAAAGUUGAAUAUAAAACAGCAAACCUUUGGAAUUCAGAGAACAUAGACAAACCGGUUUCUCUAAUUAUUAUACGACCAAAUUAGGAGACAUAGUUCAGUUUAGUAAUAGUAUUAGUAAGGUAUUUUAAAUCAACAGCAUUAGAUUAGAUUGCGUCUGUGAAGUGAAGUGAGCAAAGUUUUGUUUGCUUGCAUUUUGCAAUCGCUUUGUUUUUGUUAUCUCGGACUAAAUAUCGUUUUAAAGUGUUAUAAACAAGUUUUAAAGCUGUAAAAAAUUAUCAGAAUUUAGAAUGUCUAGUUCUGAGAGUGAUAAAGAGGUGCAAAAUACACCUCCAAAGAAAAAGAAGUACAGUGUCAGCUAUAAGCCGGAUUGGGAAAAAGAUGAUCUGUUUGAGGGAUGGUUAUCAAAAAGUAAUAAAGGUCCAGAUUUCGCUUAUUGUAAAGUGUGCUCUUGCGAUAUAAAUAUAACGAGAGGGGGUAAAAAUGAUAUUAAAAGACAUAAAGAGACAAAAAAACACGAAAGCAAUAAGCUGAAAAUUCGAGGUCAACAGAGUCUAGACCAGAUGUUUACAAAAAAAUCUACAUCGUUAGAAAAACUAGUAAAACAAUCAGAAAUAAGAAUCGCCGCAUUCAUAGUUGAACAUAAUAUUCCGAUCAAUGUGAUGGAACAUUUCCCAGAUUUAAUAAGAGCAGUAUGCCCAGAUUCUGAAGUUGCAAAAAGGAUUACCUGUGGACGUACUAAAACAACAAAAAUUAUUUCGGAGGUGUUGGGAAGAAGUGACGUUGACAUCAUGGUUGAAGCCAUGCAGACAAAUAAAUUUUCAUUAACAGCUGAUGAAAGUACUGAUAAAAGUACAAAAAAGCAUUUGGCAGUAAUUGUGAGGAUUGCUCGAAAUAAUCUGAAAGUAAAUAUUAUGUUUAUAAUGUAA
Molecule: messenger RNA, 1038 nt
Organism: Pieris napi
Lineage: Eukaryota; Metazoa; Arthropoda; Insecta; Lepidoptera; Pieridae
Exons: 2
Coding region: 400-1038 (212 amino acids)
Source: RefSeq, a predicted model, not a curated record